AUGAGCGAGCCCUCGGUCCGCACCCAGACGCUCUGCAAGCGCAAUGAUGACGCUCAGUCGACAACCACAACGCUCGCCAUGUCGUGUGAAGAUGCCACUCCGCCCGCCGCUGCGGCCGCCCCCUUGUCUCCCGGCCUGACGCCGCUGGAAUCGCCCCAUCCGGGCCGGUCGGUCUCCUACUCCAACCGCCCGCUGAGCGGGAGCGGCGCCCGGACGUCCCGCUUCAUCGAAACGCCCAUGUUCGAGUACACGCCGGCCAACUCCAUCUACGAGGAGGACGUCGGCGGCGCCUCCCGGUCCGAGUCGCAGGAGCGGCGGGCCUCGAUCCUCCGGCUGGCCCUUCGCGUCACUAAUUGCGCUUCCCACCUGGCCAUCGUGGUGAUGCUCCUGGCUAUCAUGUCCUCUUUUCUCGCCACGUCGAUGUGGCACCGCACCAUGUCACCAGAAGCAGUCGUGCUCGUGUUCGUGCUCUCCCUGGACGCCCUGUUCGACCUCCGGGCGCUCGCGCUGUGCCGCGCGCCGUGGCCUGGGUGGGCGCUCAUGGCGCGACUGGCCCUCGGGCUGGCCUACCUGGCCACCUUUAUGGUCUACAUCGGCAUCGGCGGCUCCGUCUUCCCCAGCGACUUUGGCUACUGGGGCAUGGCGCCGGGCCACGGCGCGCCCCUCGUCUUCCUGCUCAUGUGGCUGCUCGGCGUCUGGAACCUCGUCCACGCCGCCGUCCACAGGCACUCGUUCGGCUCCGCCUUGGGCGCCUGCCUCGGCCUCGCCAAGCCCAGCAGCGGCGCCUCGGCCCCGCCGCCCGCACCCGCGAUGGCGAUGACGGCGGACACAAGGCGUGACGACGGCGCUGCGGGGACUGGAGGUGGAGGUGUUGGUGGUGGGAUUAUGGCUGCGGUCAGGGGGCUAGGGAUCAGGCGAGGCGCGGAGCCGGGCGACGACGUCGAGGCUGGCCGGCGGCCGGCCAGCAGCCGCGCAGGCACCAUGGCGCCCAUGAUGGCGCAGCAGUCGAGCGACAUGGACCUGUCGACCCUCAACGGCCGGCCAUCGCGGUCACAUGAUGACAAGACCAUGGACAGCACGUCGACCCUCGACCACGUACGCCCGCCGACGGCCAACCGGACCGGGUAG
Messenger RNA from Gaeumannomyces tritici R3-111a-1, 1128 nucleotides. RefSeq lists its product as hypothetical. Lineage: Eukaryota; Fungi; Ascomycota; Sordariomycetes; Magnaporthales; Magnaporthaceae. The transcript has 2 exons. The record is from RefSeq and is a predicted model, not a curated record. Bases 1 to 1128 code for a protein of 375 amino acids.